This is a messenger RNA of Chilo suppressalis (striped riceborer), 639 nucleotides long. NCBI's taxonomy places the organism in Eukaryota, Metazoa, Arthropoda, Insecta, Lepidoptera, Crambidae. The record is from the annotation of a GenBank genome assembly.
AUGCAAUUAAAAGCGAUUAUUUUGUCCAUUUUAUUUUGCGGCGUUCAUUGCAAAUUGAUUGAGUUAUCUUGUCAUGAUAUCAGACUCUUUGUCGAUGGUCACAAUAGCAGACGUCUACUCGUUGCAAAAGGCGAAGUGGACAAGCAGCCAGCAGCCACUAACAUGAAUUAUUUGGUGUGGGAUAAUGAAUUAGCCAUGAAAGCAGCGAAGUGGGCCUCCGUUUAUAAACAUUCGAAUAAUCCGGAUACAGAUGUUGAUACACAAAGGUUCAAUACAGGACAUAAUCUGUAUUGGUAUUCGACCACAGACCGCAUCUUUAAGUUCUCCCCAACGCAAGCUUUGCACUCGUGGUUUGAGGAGGAACAUAAGAAUUACCGUUUCGGAAAAAUUGGCAAAUCAUUGCAACCGGAAACAGGCCGUUACACACAGUUUGUGUGGGCUGAUACUACACAUGUAGGUUGUGCUGUUUCAAAAUUUCAUCGUGAAAUAUGGGCGCAGUAUUUUGUUGUUUGCUACUAUGGUCCUGGCGGAAACAUUGAAGGCAAACUCCCCUACAAAAGGGGCAAAAAGCUCCGCACGAGAGAGCUGCAGUGUACAGACGAAAGAUGUCAACAUCCCUACGGAAAACGUUGUUCAUAA